Molecule: messenger RNA, 1308 nt
Organism: Zonotrichia albicollis (white-throated sparrow)
Lineage: Eukaryota; Metazoa; Chordata; Aves; Passeriformes; Passerellidae
Source: RefSeq, a predicted model, not a curated record
GAGGAGCCACAUGGUCCAUCCCUGCAUUCUCCAAGCACUGACUGACCAUCCACUCUGACCACAGCCAGGGGCCACAUCCCACUGCCUGCCCAGCGUCCAUCCAUGGAGGAGCCGCUUUAGGACAUGGAUCCCAAAGGAGCAAGAGGGACCAGAAAGUGCCGCUGAUCUGCACAGACCCCUUUGCCUGCUGCUGCCCCACAGGGAAGAGGGAGCUGCUGAGGAGCCACAUGGUCCAUCCCUGGAUUCUCCAACCACUGACUGACCAUCCACUCUGAUCACAGCCAGGGGCCACAUCCCACUGCCUGCCCAGCGUUCAUCCAUGGAGGUGACCACCGUGUCCCCAUCUCCUGCCUCACCCACUGAAGGAGAUGAUCUGUGUGUGACAGAUGUCACCACCGUGGCCAUACACAGUGUGACCCUGCUCAUCUGCCUCUGUGGGCUGGCUGGGAACGGGGCUGUCAUCGGCCUCCUCAACCUGGAAAACCGCAACUGUGGUAUCUUUCAGCUGGCUGUCACUGUCUUCCUCUUCCUUCUCCUCACAGUCCCCUCCACCGUCCUCUUCCUGGUGGAGGACAUGUCCUGCUCUCAUAUCCUGCCCAUGCUGUACCUGAGUUUCCUUCUCCUGCUCUCAGUGGUCUCCUACUACUGGGGGCUGUACCGGCUGAUGCGCAGCAGCAAUGUGUGGUGUAUGGACAAGCUCUGCAAGCUCUGCUGCCGCUGGGACGAUCCCGAGCGUCUAGUUUGGGUGGCAGACAGUGUCAAAUACUGGGCCUUCUUUGCUUUCUUCAUUGUCAUUCCCACGGUGACAUGCCUGUGCCCAUCACACCAGCAGGAGCGCUGUUGGGCAGCUCUCAUCUCCGUGUACACCAUCAUCCUGCUCCUCGUUGUUGCACCCAUGUUCAUUUCUCAUGCUGUUGAUUUCAUUAAGGCCAAGUGGGGCUCCCAGCAGCAGCAACCCAUGAGACGCGACAUCGUUAUCGUAAUCACUGUGCUCUUCACUCUCCCCCUCAGCAUCUGGAAUUUCCUGCAGCUGCUCAGUUAUAUAAAUGUGCCCUCAGAGGUGGUUUUCCUCACCAUGUGUAUCCACAGUACCGUCAAACCCUUCAUCUACUUCUUGGCAGGGAGGUGGUGGAGGCCCUGCUCCAUGGAGUCCCUCCGGCUCUCCCUCCAGAGGGUCUUUGAAUAGCCAAAGCUGUGUUAGUCGCACUAAAUGAUCCCCUCAUGCAUACUGCAGUCUGAGCCUGUUAAUCCCUUCCACCACUGUGCUGAAGGACCCCAGGAAAGUGACUGAGGGAUUCCUUGGGUCAC